UCCCUGUCAACAUGGCGGUAUCCAUGCGGACUUUUAGCAAAGUUUGCUCAAAACAUCCAAUAAAAGAAUUUUUACGAUGGCAAAUUACAAAGUGUAGGCCUAGUGCAUUAGAUAGACAUAAGAAUGGGGUACAUACAUCUUGUAGACUGUUAUCAGAUGUCAUACCAGAGACAUUUGAACAAAAGACCGAGAAUAAAGCUGAAAAGAUCAGUAAAGCAAUGAGAUUGUAUAUGGAAAGAGCAAAAAAUUAUAAUUCUAUGAUUGACAAAGAAAUAGAGGAAUAUGAAAUUGGUAAAAGACAUUUAGCUAAUAUUAUGGGAGAAGAUCCUGAUUCCUUUAAUCAAGAUGAUAUAGAUAGAGCCAUCCAGUAUCUUUUACCAUCUGGAUUAUUUGAAAAAAGAGCUAGACCACAAAUGAAGCAUCCAUAUGAAGUAUUUCCACGAAGAAAAGAGGCACUAUUUGGAAAGGAUGGCAGACCACAUCAUUAUCAGUUUUAUACAGGAAAACCCAACUAUCACGGUCUUUUACAUGAUAUAAAUAUGAAAUACGAAAAUCUAAAUGCUGCAGAAACAGAAUUGUACAAAAAUGGUAAAAUGGCAGAGGAAGAUGACAAAAAACUAUUUCUUCAUGGCUUUCAGUGGAUUGACCAUAAAACAUUAACAAAACUAUUAAUAGAGGAAAUUAGUCCACAAGAAUAUAACCGUUUUGUUCUAGUUUUGGAUCGGUUGUUAAAGCACAAAUUGUCUUAUAAAGAAGAAGAAUUUUUAUUGAAAUAUUCAAAGAAAGUAAUGACAAUGUCCCAAUUUAGAAGCAUUGAAAAGCCAUUAAUUGAUAGUGAUGGUAGAGAAUAUAGUGAAGCUUCUGGAAGAAGAAAAACAUCAAAUGCUAAUAUAACUGUAUAUAAUAAUGGAUCGGGACAGAUUAGUAUCAAUGGUCAGGAUUUAUCCUACUUUAAAGAUAUUCAUCAAAGAGAACAGUUAUUAUUUCCUCUACAAUUAGUCAAUAAGAUAGAUAAAGUUGAUAUAGUAGCUACAGUUGAUGGUGGGGGAUCAUCAGGUCAGACAGGAGCUGUUAGAUUAGCGUUAGCUCAUGCUCUAUGUAGUUUUGUUGAUACUGAUUCCAUAGAACGACUAAGAUUAGCUGGGUUAUUAACAAAAGAUCCAAGAACUAGAGAAAGAAAGAAGCCUGGUCAACCAGGAGCUAGAAAGAAACCUACAUGGUUGGUAUUCUUAACCUUUGUGUAUUGUCAAUUACUUGUUGUGUAA
This is a messenger RNA of Patella vulgata (common limpet), 1265 nucleotides long. RefSeq names its product 28S ribosomal protein S9, mitochondrial. Gene Ontology annotation, molecular function: RNA binding; structural constituent of ribosome. Bases 12 to 1265 code for a protein of 417 amino acids. Lineage: Eukaryota; Metazoa; Mollusca; Gastropoda; Patellidae. Gene Ontology annotation, biological process: translation. Gene Ontology annotation, cellular component: ribosome; mitochondrial small ribosomal subunit. The record is from RefSeq and is a predicted model, not a curated record. The transcript is spliced from 13 exons.